UAUUUCUCCACCUCUAAAAGUGAGUCAGGCGGUUUAACGUGCGGUUUUCAGCGUAUUUGAUUUAUCUCGUUUUUUAUUAAAAGUCGCCGAAACGCAGAAGAAAAUGUCGACCCUGGCCUCUCCUUUGUCCAUUGCUGGCACCCGCCAGUCCGGCGCAUCGGUGCGCACACAGAACGUUAUGGCCGCUUUGUCCAUUUCGAACAUCGUGAAGAGCUCCCUGGGACCCGUGGGCCUGGACAAGAUGCUGGUGGACGACAUCGGCGAUGUGACGGUGACCAACGACGGAGCCACCAUACUGCGCCUGCUGGAGGUGGAGCACCCGGCUGCCAAGGUCCUGGUUGAGCUGGCUCAGCUGCAGGACGAGGAGGUCGGCGACGGCACCACCUCCGUGGUCAUUUUGGCCGCAGAGCUGCUGAAGAACGCCGACGAGCUGGUCAAGCAGAAGAUCCACCCCACCUCGAUCAUCUCGGGCUACCGCAUUGCCUGCAAGGAGGCCUGCAAGUACAUCUCCGAGCAUCUGACCGCCCCCGUUGACGAGCUGGGUCGCGAUUCGCUGAUCAACAUUGCCAAGACCUCGAUGAGCUCGAAGAUCAUUGGCGCCGACGCCGAGUUCUUCUCCGCCAUGGUUGUGGACGCCGCCCAGUCGGUGAAGAUCACAGAUCCCCGCGGCCAGGCGGCCUACUCGAUCAAGGCCAUCAAUGUGCUGAAGGCGCAUGGAAAGUCCGCGAGGGAGUCGGUGCUGAUUCCUGGCUACGCCCUCAACUGCACCAUUGCCUCUCAGCAGAUGCCCAAGAAGAUUGUGAACGCCAAGAUCGCCUGCCUGGACUUCUCGCUGCAGAAGACCAAGAUGAAGAUGGGCGUUCAGGUGCUGAUCAAUGAUCCCGACAAGCUGGAGGCCAUCCGUGCCCGCGAGCUGGACAUCACCAAGGAGCGCAUCAACAUGAUUCUGGGCACCGGCGUCAAUGUGGUUCUUGUCAGCGGCGGCGUCGAUGAUCUGUGCAUGAAGUACUUCGUGGAGGCGGGAGCCAUGGCUGUGCGACGCGUGAAGAAGAGCGAUCUGAAGAUCAUUGCCAAGGCCACCGGCGCCGCCUUCCUCACCUCGCUGACCAACAUGGACGGCGAGGAGAGCUUCGAUGCCUCCAUGGUGGGCGAGGCCGCCGAGGUGGCCCAGGAGCGCAUCUGCGACGAUGAGCUUAUCCUCAUCAAGGGCACAAAGGCGCGAGCUGCCGCUUCGAUUAUCCUGCGUGGUCCCAACGACUUCUACUGCGAUGAGAUGGAGCGAUCGGUGCACGACGCCCUGUGCGUGGUGAAGCGCGUGCUGGAGAGCAAGAAGGUGGUGGCCGGCGGCGGCUGCGUGGAGGCCGCCCUGUCCAUCUACCUCGAGAACUUCGCCACCUCGCUGGCCUCCCGCGAGCAGCUGGCCAUUGCCGAGUUCGCCAAGUCGCUGCUGGUCAUUCCCAAGACGCUGUCCGUGAACGCGGCCAAGGACGCCACGGAUCUGGUGGCCAAGCUGCGCUCCUACCACAACUCCAGCCAGACGAAGCCCGAGCGCUCGGACCUCAAGUGGACCGGUUUGGAUCUGAUCGAGGGUCUGGUGAGGGACAACAAGAAGGCUGGCGUCCUGGAGCCGGCCAUGUCGAAGAUCAAGUCGCUGAAGUUCGCCACCGAGGCUGCCAUCACCAUUUUGCGCAUCGACGACAUGAUCAAGCUGAAUCCGGAGGACAAGAGCGGCAAGAGCUACGCCGAUGCCUGCGCCGCCGGCGAGCUGGACGGUUAGACAUUCUCCACUGCGAGCGAAGCACCUUUCUUCAACUUAGGCAUUUAAUUUUAAUCACAAAUCACUCACUUUCAAUUGUCGCCCCAUUUGAUUGUAACAACAAUUUAAUUGUGUUGCCCCGCGCGAUCUGUAUUAACACCGCACAUCCCUAAAAUCCCUUCUCAUUCACGCUUCAAUGUAUAAUAAAUUGAACUUCAGAAUAUGCUGAGGCGCAAACUAAACUGGA
This is a messenger RNA of Drosophila takahashii, 2003 nucleotides long. It is a transcript of the gene CCT1, whose product is annotated as chaperonin containing TCP1 subunit 1. Gene Ontology annotation, biological process: protein folding. Gene Ontology annotation, molecular function: ATP-dependent protein folding chaperone; ATP hydrolysis activity; ATP binding. Gene Ontology annotation, cellular component: chaperonin-containing T-complex. The record is from RefSeq and is a predicted model, not a curated record. Lineage: Eukaryota; Metazoa; Arthropoda; Insecta; Diptera; Drosophilidae.